Molecule: messenger RNA, 1148 nt
Organism: Sorghum bicolor (sorghum)
Lineage: Eukaryota; Viridiplantae; Streptophyta; Magnoliopsida; Poales; Poaceae
Exons: 5
Coding region: 1-915 (304 amino acids)
Source: RefSeq, a predicted model, not a curated record
AUGAUGCGAGGCACCGUGGCGACCGGGGUAGGCCGAAGGCGGCUGCGCACGCGGCAGAGCGGCUUGGUGCGCCGGCGCUCCUCCGACGAGCUCAUGCGGGCACACGAAUGCGAGAGGGAGGAUUGGAGAGGGUUCGGCGGGUCUCUCAUCUCCAUGCGGAGCUCAGAGGGAUCCUCGGGUGCGCACGGGCUCGGAUCGAAUGAUGGUGGCGGCGUCCGCGUGAUUCGCCAUAAGGAGGAAGACAGGCCGCCCACUGACGGGUGGGGCCAGGUCGUCAGCGACACGGGCGAGGGGCGCGGGCACGCGCUGGAUGGGCCGGAGUGCGGGCUGGUAGCUGCGCACGGGAGGUGGGCUUUGGCCCAGGAGGAGGUGCGCGCGCUGGCUGUAGAGAAGCCAGGCCGGGGUUGGGCUACAAGCGGGAGCAGGCCAAAAAUGGGGAGGAAAAAUGCCGCUCUUCCUACUCCUCUCCCCAACACGCAUCCACAUCUGGCCGCUGCCCCCUCCCUGCUCUUCCCCCAUAGGUGGCGCCUUCGCAUCCAGCACCCUCCUCGCCGGUCGCUACCCCUUGGCGCUCCUCCCCUUCUCUCCGGCGGCCCCCCUUCUCAACUCAGUGUCCAGAUCUGUUGGUCCGAGCACAACCGCCGCCCGUCCAGGUGCAACCCCAAGGCGUGCCACCAUCCGUCCAAGCAUGGCCCCAAGUCCGCCGUCGCCGGAGGUGCCCUGCCACCGUCCCUGCUCUGCCUCGACGCAUGGGCGUCUAGAUCUACAACAGCGAGCACUCACAGGAAUAGAUAUGCAAGCAAGUGGCAGCACUUUUCUCAAACUUUAAGGUAUGAACAAAUUCGAGUGGACUAUGUGGCAGCAUUGCUCUUAGGCUCUAAAGGCAUGCACUGCUCAGUUUUGGAUGUUUUAUGAGGCUAUCUAUGGAUUGCGGCAAAAGGACCAAGGCGGUCAUGGUGGCUAUUUUCAUUAGUCAUUAAAGAUUUUGUUGUGCGAGCAAAUCAUCUGAGUUGUUGCUGUACAAGCCAACGUCUUAGUUUUGUAGGUACUUGAGUGUAGCUUGGUUAUUACCUUAGUAUUUCGUGUGAAAUAUUGUACAAGUACAAAUGUUGAUGGUUUUAAUGAAAAUGAUGAGCAAUAUUUGUCAA